Molecule: messenger RNA, 567 nt
Organism: Schistocerca serialis cubense
Lineage: Eukaryota; Metazoa; Arthropoda; Insecta; Orthoptera; Acrididae
Exons: 1
Coding region: 1-567 (188 amino acids)
Source: RefSeq, a predicted model, not a curated record
AUGAAACGCACGUUGCUCUGCCGUCAAGUAGCGUGCGCGUACACGCACACACACGGAAGCGAGCCGGACUGUACACAAAGCGACGACAGCCGCUGCGUUCGCGCCUGCGCAUUCCGCGGCGCACCCGGACGGCUCGCGCGUGCGCAGUCGGGCGCCGGCGCAGGUGGCGACAGCUGGCCGUUGCGGCCGCGGCUGCAGUGCUGCGACCGGCCGCCCCACGACACGCGUUGCCCACCGGAGAAGACGCGCCCUGCUGCACAGCCGGCGGACGCCCUGCCCACGCCGACGCCGGUGGCCGCGCGACGCGACGCGGGCCGCCCCCGGACGCCUGCCCCACAGCCGGUGAGUCACGCGAGCAGCAGCGCCUCGCCCCCGCUCCCACCCCCGCCGCUGCCACUGCCGCCUCCGCCGCAGUCAAUACUCGCUCGGCAGCGGGGCUGGCCACCGGCGCUGGCGCAGCAUCCGUCCCCACAGCUGUUGUCACGGGAAAUGCUCAUUCGACAGACAUCUUCCCCUCGGUGGGGCUCGCGUGCUACCAGCGUCAUUACUCUCGCCGUGGCAGUUUAG